Messenger RNA from Erinaceus europaeus (western European hedgehog), 2891 nucleotides. RefSeq names its product ankyrin repeat and SOCS box containing 14 (gene ASB14). Lineage: Eukaryota; Metazoa; Chordata; Mammalia; Eulipotyphla; Erinaceidae. Gene Ontology annotation, biological process: intracellular signal transduction. The coding region runs from base 103 to 1863 and encodes 586 amino acids. Gene Ontology annotation, cellular component: cytoplasm. The record is from RefSeq and is a predicted model, not a curated record. Gene Ontology annotation, molecular function: protein binding. The transcript has 10 exons.
UAAAUAUAAAUGCAGUCCUGAUGUUCUAAUCUCUAAUAGAGAAAACUCCACUGCUCGUCUAAAGGAUAUAACAAAAGAUUUUGAAGUAAAUCUGCGUUUUACAUGGAUAAAUACACUGGUGAUGAAGACAUAGAUGAUGACUUUGAUAUUCAACUCGUUAUUCAACAGAGUUUACAGGAUAUUCACAAGCUGGAGACUACACAGCAAGCACUUGAUGAGAGCCCCCUUUCCUUUUUGAGUGUUGACUGCAAGAAGAUAGUGGAAACAAUAGAGACAGGUAAGGAAGAUGCCUUAUCACAAUUGUCCAAGAACCAGUCUGCCUUUGAUGAAGCAGAUAGGCUAGGCUGGCUUCCUUUGCAUAAGGCUGCAGUACAGUUAAAUAAGAACAUUUUGGAAAUAACUCUAAAAGCUUCAAAACCCAGUGCAUGGGAUCAGACCACUCACAAUGGUGAAACACCACUUUUUUUGGCUGUAAGCAACUGUCUAUUAGAAAAUGCCAGUUUUCUUCUUCUCAAUGGUUGCAAUCCAAAUGCCAAGAAUUUGGAAGGUGAUUCUCCUCUUCUUACAGCUAUUCUACAUGACUCCUACGACAUGGCUGCUUUGUUGCUCAGCUGUGGGGCAGAUGUGAAUCUUCAGUGUGCCAAUGAGAGGACAGCUCUCCACGAAGCAGCCAAGCUGGGGAGGCAGGAUAUGGUGAAGCUUAUGCUAGUGGCUGGGGCACAGCCUGACUUACAGAGUUCCUAUGGAUUCACUCCUCUUGCUCUUGCUGCCCAAAAUGGACACACUGAAAUCAUGGAAAUUUUACUGCAGAAAGGAGCCAAUGCUCUUUGUCAGGCCUCUGAUUCUUCGUCCAUCUUACUUGAAGCUGCUCAAGGAGGAAAUCCAGACUCUGUGACUCUCCUGCUGGAGUAUGGAGCUGAUGCCAACAUCCCCAAGAAUUCAGGCCACCUGCCCAUUCAUGUGGCAGCUGACAGAGGCCACUUGUUAGCUCUAAAGAUUUUGAUUCCGGUUACGGAUUCUGCUGCCAUUAAGCGGAGUGGCAUCAGCCCAGUUCACUGCGCAGCCGCAGGAGCACACUCUGAAUGCCUACAGCUUCUCAUACAGGCUGGAUUCGAUGUCAAUUUCAUGCUAGACCAGAGAAUCCGCAAGUACUACGAUGACCAUAGAAAAUCAGCUUUGUAUUUUGCUGUAUCAAAUGGUGACCUCUCUUCAGUUAAGCUGCUCCUGACUGCUGGGGCUCUACCUAAUCAAGAUCCAGUUAACUGUCUCCAGAUAGCCCUAAGGAUGGGCAACUAUGAGUUGAUCAAUCUGCUGCUCCGGCAUGGGGCUAAUGUCAACUACUUCUGCAAAGUCAACACUUUACAUUUCCCAUCAGCAUUGCAAUACACGCUGAAAGAUGAGGUCAUGCUCAGGAUGUUGUUGAAUUAUGGGUAUGACGCAGAGCGAUGCUUUGACUGUCCUCAUGGAGACAAAGUUCACCCUUCCUAUACUUCUGAAGGCUGGACACCUACAGUUAUUAAAGAUACUAUGUUCUGUGAAGUGAUAACAUUGUCGUGGUUACAACAUCUCUCUGGAAAAGUCGUCCGAGUGAUGCUUGAUUACGUUGAUCAAAUUCAAAUCUGUUCAAAGUUGAAAACUGUGCUUCAAACACAGGAGCUCUGGUCAGAAAUUCAUUUUAUCUUGACAAACCCUCGUUCUUUAAAACAUUUGUGCCGACUAAAGAUCCGGAAGUGUAUGGGACGUUUACAUUUGCGAUGCCCUGUUUUCAUUUCAUUUCUUCCAUUACCCAAUCGUCUAAAAGCAUAUGUCCUUUACAAAGAAUAUGACCUUUAUGAACAAGGCAAUUUCACAGGCACUUUGUAAUAAGAUUAUUCUGAUUGAAGAGGUAAUAAUUCUAUGGCUAUAUUUCCUAAAAUUUGAUUUAAUAUAUAUUAUUCCUAUUUCUCACUUUGUCUAAGAACUAAAAUCCCAAUGCAGUCUACAUGUCCUUUUUAAUAUUGUUCUCAACAGUUUUUCAGUAUAUAGUUGGCUACCAUUGUGAAAGGCAGUUUAAAAAAUAAUUAGGGCUCUCAAUUCUAUUCCAUUGGCCAGUCUGUUUAUGUUCUAGUACUAUUCAGUAAGCCCCCCACACCUAUGGGCAUCUUAUUUUUGACAAAGUGGCCCAAACUAUUAAAUAGAGAAAGGAGACUUUUUUCAACAAAUGGUGUUGGGAAAAUUGGGUUGAAACAUGCAUAAAAAUGAAACUGAACCAUUAUAUUUCACCACAAAGAAAAGUAAACUCCAAAUGGAUCAAGGACUUGGAUGUUAGACCAAAAACUAUCAAAUACUUAGAGGAAAAUAUUAGCAGAACCCUUUUCCAUCUAAAUUUUAUAGGCAUCUUCAAUUAUAUAAAUCCAAUUGCAAGGAAGACUGAAAUAAACCAAUGGGACCACAUCAAAUUUAAAAGCUCCUGCACAGCAAAAGAAACCACCACCCAGAGACUCCCUCCUUAUAUAAUGGGAGAAUGCCAAAAAUUAAUCCCAAAUAGUAAAAUUUCAAUUAAUUGAAAAUGUAUCAGCUCUAAGUCUGUAAAGACAUUAUGUUAAGUGUGUGAAUGCACUUUUUUUUUUCACUAGUGUUAUUGAUGGGGCUCAGUGCCUACACAGCUUCACCAUCAUUUCUGGAUGGCCUUUUUUUUUUCUUGAUAAAGGAUAAAAGAUAGGGUGAUAGAAAAAAAUAAGGAUGCCUGUAGCACUACUCUUCCAUUCAGGAAGCUUCUUUUCCUACUUGAGGGCUUGAAACUGGGUUGUUAUGUAUGAUAAUGUAUAGACUCUACUGGGUAUUCUACCACCCAGCCUAGAAUCCACAUUUCUGCAUGCUCAAAAUAAAUGCCUCUUCUGAUUAUUCAAAAA